AUGGCGUCCCAUAAGGUGCCAGUUUACUCGACAAAUGACCUCAAGUCCACUACCGAUGACGCUCUUCUCCCCUACCUAUGUACCCUCCCGGCCCCAUACGCCUUCAAGGUCGACUACACCAAGAGCAACAUCCGCUUCGCGUUGGGCUAUAGUGCCAUUGUAAUCGCAGCAUUCACAUUCUAUGCGGAUCGCAAGCUAGGCUGGGAAGCAGUCUCCUCGCCAUGGAUUCUCGCCGCUGUCGUCGCAUACUUUACUCUGAACAGCAUCCUCACAUUCUGGCUUUGGGCCGUUGAAGCUGGAGAGGUCUUUGCUGGAAAGCGCAAGUCUGGCGAAACCAUCACCAUUUCCUCGUCUGCGAAGAAAUACACUACGCAAUACAAGCUGCACGUGCAGUACAAGUCUCCUGCUGGAAAGGUGCUACAAGAUAAGCGCAUCGAGGCACCCUUCACGGCCUGGUUUUCUGCAAAUGGCAUCUUCCACCCCGAGCCGUUUCGUAGCUGGUUGGCGAGUGAGAUCGAUGUGUUGCGAUUGGCCGCCAAGGAGAACGAAAAAAAGACCGGCGGCGCUUCUGGCGAGUCAGAACCCAGCAAAGGAAGGUAG
Penicillium argentinense is the source of this 600-nucleotide messenger RNA. Its product is annotated as signal peptidase complex subunit 2. The transcript is spliced from 3 exons. Gene Ontology annotation, biological process: protein targeting to ER. The record is from RefSeq and is a predicted model, not a curated record. Gene Ontology annotation, cellular component: signal peptidase complex; membrane. Lineage: Eukaryota; Fungi; Ascomycota; Eurotiomycetes; Eurotiales; Aspergillaceae. The coding region runs from base 1 to 600 and encodes 199 amino acids.